Bombina bombina (fire-bellied toad) is the source of this 6006-nucleotide messenger RNA. Its product is annotated as ATP-dependent translocase ABCB1-like. Bases 168 to 4166 code for a protein of 1332 amino acids. Gene Ontology annotation, biological process: transmembrane transport. Gene Ontology annotation, molecular function: ATP hydrolysis activity; ATP binding; ABC-type transporter activity. The record is from RefSeq and is a predicted model, not a curated record. The transcript has 29 exons. Gene Ontology annotation, cellular component: membrane. NCBI's taxonomy places the organism in Eukaryota, Metazoa, Chordata, Amphibia, Anura, Bombinatoridae.
UAAUCAGAAACAAACAGGUUAAGCAACUUCCUCAUCUAUAAAAAGGCAAAGCAAGGCACAAGGAGCUUACAUGUGUGGGAAUAUUACAAGAGAAAGGGACACACUCACUUCUCUGGACUUAAUCUUACUCUGGUUAAAACCUCUGAUCUGAAUACUUUAACUUUAAAAUGAAGGAAGUAGUGGUGGACCCAAAGAAAAUCGAAACACACAUAGUUGAUGAAUUUCCUGCUAAUGUCUAUGAGAACCCACACUUUCAAGAUGAUGAAAAACCUACUGAAAAUGGAAUGCCUAAGAUGACAAAAAAAACACAAAAACCAAAAAAACCACCAAAAGUGAAACCAUCCAUGGUGGGACUCUUUGAACUGUUAAGCUUUGCCGAUUCUUUGGAUAUUAUUUUGAUGGUGGUUGGCCUCCUCUGUGCGAUAGCCUGUGGCACUGGAUUACCAAUUAUGAUUAUAGUUUUUGGAGAUAUGACGGACAGUUUUGUUAUGAGUGGUCAAGUGCCAAAUGUGUCUUUGGUAGCAAAUUUUACUGGAUGCCUACAAGCAAACAUUGGAGGUAUGGAUAUAGAGGCUGAAAUGACAAGAUAUUCAUACUAUUAUGUUGCCAUUGGAUGUGCAGUUCUUGUCCUAAGUAUUUUUCAAGUGUGGACGUUUUUAGUGUCUGCUACAAGGCAGACUAUGAGGAUUCGACAGCAAUUUUUUAAAUCCGUUCUUCACCAGGAUAUGGCAUGGUUCGAUUGUACCCAAAUUGGAACUCUGAACACAAGACUUACUGAAGAUAUAAACACAAUACACGAAGGUCUCGGAGACAAGAUAGCUAUAUUUGUUCAAAAUCUUUCCCAAUUUCUAACUGGCAUUAUUAUAGGAUUUGUAUAUGGCUGGAAGCUGACAUUAGUCAUUUUGUCAGUAAGUCCUCUCCUUGGCAUAUCAGUGAUGAUUUGGUCCAAACUUCUUGCUAUGUUCACUACAAAAGAAUUAUUGGCUUAUGCCAAAGCAGGCGCAGUGGCAGAGGAAAUCCUUACAGCUAUACGGACUGUUGUAGCUUUCAAUGGACAAGAGAAAGCAAUAGCCAAGUACGAUGUUAAUCUUGAAGAUGCCAGAAAAGUUGGCUUCAAAAAAUCAGUCACAACAAACUUAUCAAUGGGAAUUUCCCAAUUUCUUAUCUUUGGAGCAUAUGCGUUAGCUUUUUGGUAUGGAACAAAAUUAACCAUUGAUGAACCAGAAACAUACUCAAUCGGAACAGUUUUAAUUGUAUUCUUUUCUGUUCUUAUUGGUACAUUUUCACUCGGACAAGCUGCACCAAAUAUUGAAAGUAUUUCAAAUGCACAGGGUGCCGCUUAUGAAGUAUACAGAAUAAUUAAUAAGCCACGUCUAAUUGACAGCAGUUCUAAGGAAGGACACAAGUUAGAUCAACUGGUAGGAAACAUUGAAUUUAAAAACAUUCAUUUCUCAUACCCUACACGUCCAGAUACACAGAUUCUGAAAGGGCUAAAUCUUACAGUCCAAGCUGGGAAAACUGUAGCUCUGGUUGGUGCCAGUGGUUGUGGAAAAAGCACUACAAUUCAGCUGCUUCAACGAUUUUAUGAUCCAUUACAAGGAGAAGUGAUUGUAGACGGACAUGAUAUACGCACCCUCAAUGUGAAGUCUUUAAGAGAAUACAUAGGAGUUGUCAGCCAAGAGCCUAUUUUGUUUGGAACAACUAUCAGGGAAAAUAUUCGUUAUGGAAGGGAAGAUGUAACUGAUGUUGAAAUUGUACAAGCCGCUAAAGAGGCAAAUGCCUAUGACUUCAUAUCUAAGCUACCUGAUGCUUUUGACACAAUGGUUGGUGAAAGAGGUGCUCAGUUGAGCGGAGGACAGAAGCAGAGAAUAGCCAUUGCACGUGCUCUUGCUCGCAACCCAAAGAUCCUUCUACUGGAUGAAGCGACAUCUGCUCUGGAUACUCAAAGUGAAGCUGUUGUUCAAAUAGCCCUGGAUAGGGCUAGAGCUGGUCGAACCACAAUUGUGAUAGCUCACAGAUUGUCGACUAUCAGGACAGCGGAUACCAUUGCUGGAUUUCACAACGGGGUUGUUGUUGAACAAGGAUCGCAUGAUGACCUCAUGAAUAAAAAGGGUGUUUACUAUUCACUUGUAAUGUUACAGAAACAUGGUGGUAAUAAUGAUGAUGAAGAAACAGACACCAAGAACGAUGAUGCCAAUGAAGAGGAAGGAGGAGUUUUUGAAGGAAUUAAUGAUGAGGAUGAUGGUGACUUUCAAGAUAUGGUUGCAGAAUUGACAGAAUAUAAUGGAUUGGGGCUCUUCCAUAGAGGGAGUUUACGGAGGGCAUCAAGUAGGAAAAGAUCUUCAAUGAGGAAAUCAGUGCCAAAGAAAUCAUCUGAACCAGCGCAGGAGAUUCCGAUUAAAGACGAACUUCCUGAAGUACCUAUGAGCAGAAUCCUUGCUCUAAACAAACCAGAAAUGUUCUACAUUGUGAUUGGAAUUAUAGCCGCUGCAAUUUGUGGUGGGAUAUACCCUACAUUUGCUGUGAUUUUUGGAAAAGUUAUUGGGGCAUUUCAAGAACAAGACCCUGAAAAAAAAAGCCAACGGACGAUUCUAUUAUCGCUAAUGUUCCUUGCACUAGGAGUGAUUAGUCUUAUAGUAUAUUCUGUUAUGGGGUUUGCUUUUGGAAUAUCUGGAGAAAAUCUGACCAAGAGAUUGAGAUUUAUGUCAUUUAAAGCACUUCUUCGACAGGAGAUUGGAUUUUUUGAUGACCAUUCCAAUGCAGUUGGAGUUUUGCUCACAAGACUUGCAACAGAUGCAUCUCAAGUCAAAGGGGCUACAGGUAGUAGAAUUGGCUUGCUCACUAUGACCAUUUGCACCCUGUUGGCAGCUAUAAUCAUUGCUUUUGUCCACGGCUGGCAGUUAACACUACUUAUUCUGGCCUGUAUUCCAUUGAUGAUUGGUGCAAAUUUUAUCAGAAUGAAAUCCAUGGCUGGUCAUGCAUCAAAGGACCAAAAAGCUUUAGAAGAAGCCGGAAGAAUCUCAACUGAAGCUGUGGAAAAUAUAAGAACAGUGGUAUCUUUAACAAGAGAACAAGCAUUUUAUGACCGUUACAAUGAAAGUUUAAGAGGACCAUAUGAGGAUGCCUUGCGUAAAGCUCCUAUCUAUGGGAUUACUUUUGGCAUUUCCCAGUCAAUGAACUUCUUUAUCAAUGCAGCUGUAUUUCGAUUUGGAGCCUGGCUGAUUGCACACUGCUACACGCAAUUUGAGAACGUAUUCAUAGUAUUUUCUGCAAUCAUUUUUGCUGCUAUGAAUGUUGGACAGUCCAGUUCUCUUGCACCAGAUUAUGGAAAAGCAAAAGUAUCAGCUCAGCGUAUUAUGAAGCUUUUGGAUCGAAAACCAGAAAUUGACAGCUACAGUGAAGAAGGAGACAUGCUGAGUGAGUUUGAAGGAAAUCUUGAAUUCAAAGACAUCCAGUUUUUCUACAAAUCAAGACCAAAAGUUCAAGUUUUGCAAGGACUAAACGUUAAAGUUUCCAGAGGACAAACACUUGCACUAGUGGGGAGCAGUGGAUGUGGAAAAAGUACUUCUAUUCAAUUGCUGGAAAGAUUUUAUGAUCCAACAAGUGGAAAAGUGUUUGCCGAUGGAUGCGAUACAAAGACACUGAAUUUGAAGUGGCUGAGGUCCCAAAUGGGAAUUGUAUCACAGGAACCAAUGCUGUUUGACUGCAGUAUUGCUGAAAAUAUCCAGUACGGAAAUAAUGACAAAAUUGCCACACAGGAAGAAAUUGAAGGAGCUGCAAAGGCGGCAAACAUUCAUACUUUUAUAGAUAAUUUACCUGAGAAAUACAACACUCGUGUUGGAGACAAAGGUGCUCAGCUCUCUGGAGGCCAAAAACAAAGAAUUGCAAUUGCUCGUGCUCUGAUUCGAAGACCAAAAGUGUUACUACUAGAUGAAGCGACGUCUGCCCUUGAUACAGAAAGCGAAAAGAUCGUUCAAAAAGCUUUGGAUGAUGCCAGACAAGGGAGAACAUGUGUAGUUAUUGCUCACCGACUUACAACAGUACAGAACGCUGACACCAUAGCUGUUAUACAGAAUGGAAAAGUCAUUGAACAAGGGACUCAUAACCAGUUGUUGGCAAAACAAGGGGCUUAUUAUGCUCUAGUAAAUUCUCAGGUUUCACAUUGAUAGUGCAAUAUCAAUGUAUUUUAUAUUUGUGUCCUAUAUUGUAAAAAAUGUACAGAGAGCAAUCAAAUGAUUUUUUUAUUUUUUUUGUUACCUAUGGUAUACACUGUGAAUAUGCACAAUAAAUAGCUUUCAAUAUCAGCUGUGCUAAAAAACUAGAACAUUUGCCUUUAACAAGUCAAAGACUGACCGAACAAGGUGAAGAAAGAAAGAAAUCCAAACCUGAACAGAAACGAGUGAUUAUCCUUCUAGAUCCUGCAUUUUAUUAACUUCUCAAACAUCGAAGUAGCAGAAAUCUAAGAACUAUUUUAUAGCAGUAUUAUGUCUUAGGGAAGCGGCACAGAAUGUGAGUCAAAGACUCAAGCGUAAGGCUCCAAAGAUUAAAGAGACAUGAAACCCAAUUUAUUUUCUUUCAUUAUUCAGAUAGAGAAUACAAUUUUAAACAACCUUCCAAUUUUCUUCUAUUUUAUAAUUGACUUCAUUAUCUUGGUAUCCUUUGCUGAAGAAGCAGCAAUGCAGUACUGGGAGCUAUCUGAACACAUUGGACAGCCAAUUACAAAAGGCGUACAUGCGCGGCAACCAAUCAGCAGCUCCUGAGUCUACCUAGGUAUCCUUUUCAACAAAGAAUAUCAAGUGAACAAAACAAAUGUUAUAAAAGAAGUAAAUUGGAAAGUUUUUUUUUAAAAUUACCUGCUCUAUCUGAAUCAUGAAAUAAAAAAAUUGGGUUUUUAUGUUUUCUCUCCAUGAGUUUUCAAUUCAGCAGGGGAAGGAUAUGUAUGGAGUAGCAUUCCACCCUGCCUUUUUUUAUGAAGUGUUGGUUAUGGCUGUUUGAUUUAAAGGGACAUGAAACCCAAUUUUUUUUUUCAUGAUUCAGAUAGAGCCUGCAAUAUUAAGCAACUUUCUAAUUUACUCCUAUUAUCGAUUUUUCUUCGUUCUCUUGCUAUCUUUAUUUGAAAAGCAGGAAUGUAAAGCUUAGAAACCGGCCAAUUUUUGGUUCAGACCUGGGUAGCACUUUCUGAUUGGUGGCUAAAUGUAGAGAUGAAAAAAAAAAUUGAUAAUAGGAGUAAAUUAGAAUGUUGCUUAAAAUUGCAUGCUCUAUCUGAAUCAUGAAAGAAUUUUUUUUUUUUUUAUCCCUUUAAGGGGUAUUUAUAUAUAUAUAUAUAUAUAUAUGUAUAUCUUUAUUAUAAAAAGAGACUAUGGGGCCUAUUUAUUAAUGCACGAGCGGACAUGAUCCGAUGUAGCGGAUCAUGUCCGCUGCACAUCGAUAAAUGCCGACAGCAUGCGCUCUCAGCAUUUAUCAGUGCACCAGCAGUUCUGGUGAACUGCUGGUGCAAUGCCGCCCCCUGCAGAUUUGUGGGCAAUCGGCCGCUAGCAGGGGGUGUCAAUCAACCCGAUCGUAUUCGAUCGGGUUGAUUUCUGUCCACCGCCUCAGAGCAGGUGGACAGGUUAUGGAGCAUAACUUCUUCAUAACUUCUGUUUCCGGCGAGCCUUCACAACGGAGCUUGAUAAAUAUGCCCCAUUAUCACUACAAUAUAAUGUUGUGUUUGUUGUGUUGCAGUUCUUCUGGACUGUAGUGUUUGCUUUUAUAUAGUGAUGCAAAUAGCUGUGACCAGGAGUUGUAAUUAAAGGUCAACAUGUUAUGGUUAGAAGUUUAGAUUUUUAGGAAGAAUGUUCCAGUCCUUUUCGUGGGCUAGAUCUGUACUCCACUCAAGGCUGUUUUUAUGAGCUGGAAGACCCAUUUCAGAGAUUUUUGAAGUAAGCACUUAAUAUGUUAAAACUUUAUAGUUGUUCUUAUGUGGGUUAAAAAACUAAAAUAAAGAACAAUGAUACUUUUUUCAUGUAA